AUGCACAAGCACUUGAGCCUACUACGACUAUCUGGAGCCAGCCAUGCACGAUACGCUUCGACGAGCGCCGGUCCUUACCCUUUCCCCGCCCACGCACACCCGACCCCACACCAGAUAUUCCACCUUCCGUUGGGAGCAAGCCAAAAGGAGAUCAAGGCACGUUACUAUGAUUUGGUGCGGGUACACCACCCAGACGCCCCUUGCGUGCGGGACCUAUCCCCGGCCAUACGGCGGUCACGGUUCCAAGCUAUAACAGCGGCAUACGACAUUUUACGAGGAAAGAAAAGUGGAAGCUUCGGUGGCACGGGCGAUAUCUACCGAGACGAGCUGCUACGGAGGAAGCGUGCAUGGGCUGCACACGAGCAGUCCCGUCGUCGGUCGGGGCCUCUGUGGGAGGAGACACCAGCGCGCGGGUGGACAGCGAGCGCGGAUGAUAGAUGGAAGGACAGGGUCAUUCUGUUCGUUGGUAUCCUGGCUCUCGGGGCGGGACUGGGACCCGCAUUGAUCUGGCCGUCGUACACUGCGUCCCAACAGGCUCAUCUAUCUGCAUCGAGGAACCUCGCACAGGCGAGGAAGGAGGCACGCGAGUUUGGCGAGGAACGACGGAAAGAGAUCAAUCGAAGGGUGCAGGAGUAUAAGGAGAAGCAGGCGAAGGAACGACCGCCGGAAGAAGUCAUGUCUUCGUCAACCAGCUAA
This is a messenger RNA of Dichomitus squalens LYAD-421 SS1, 696 nucleotides long. RefSeq lists its product as uncharacterized. The record is from RefSeq and is a predicted model, not a curated record. Lineage: Eukaryota; Fungi; Basidiomycota; Agaricomycetes; Polyporales; Polyporaceae. The transcript is spliced from 3 exons. The coding region runs from base 1 to 696 and encodes 231 amino acids.